UGACGUUGUUCCACCUCUAUAUUGUACAUACUUAUAUAUAUUAAUAUAAAAAAAUACAUAGGGAAAGCUAAUAAAAAGGACACCAACAUGAUUGUUUCACGUUUGGCAAACCCAUUCAACGCUGCCAUUCAUCAACUGGCUCGUCAAAGUGUCCGUAAAGAAGUCAAUAUUACUCGCCAAAUGUCAGGAGUUCACUUCCGUAGUGGAGCCUUGAAGCCAAAACCAGGGGAGAUGCCCUUUGGUUUGUUCGCCAUCAUCUGUGCUGUGAUUCCUGGACUCUUUGUAGGUGCCACCAUUAGUAAGAAUGUUGCGAACUUUUUGGAAGAGAACGAUCUGUUUGUGCCCUCCGAUGAUGAUGAUGAUGAGGACUAAAUAUGCUCCGGAGACAAUAAACAAAGCCUGCUCUAGUCACAAAAUGGAUGGGCCGGACAGCAUAGAGUUCUCCUUUCAGCUAAGCCAUAAAAGCCAAAACUUUAUUCAUCUAAUUCAAUAUACUUUGCAUUGUUAAACUAUCUAACUUUAAGGGACAAUACGCACUUAAAUGUCAACACAAAUUGUUCAUUUAAAUUCUACAAUUAUUUAUUAAAUUAUUUCCCCUUGGAAUAAUAUUUGCUAAGUUUUUGUAAUGACAAACGUUAUAGAAUUAAAUCGUGAUUAUCAAAAUAAAACACAUGUACGGCAUCUUAUAUAAUGGUCUGGGAAAGCUAAGCAAUACAUGCAUAAUAUAAAAAUAGCAACUUGCGAAUAUGUACGCCAUGCUCAUAAAUUCUGCGGGAUGGAUGAUGUUUUUGGACUUAGUUACAACCCAUUAAUUGGUACCAUAAUAUCUUACCCAUUUUCUUCAUUACUGAAAGUGAAAUAAAACAUUUUCUGGCUUGGUGUUUUUGCCGAAGUGGAAUUUUAUUUAAUUAAAUUUUCAGGGUGUACAAAGUAUUUUUUGACUGUUAUUUUUUGACUGCUUGCUGUGCGCCUACUUCAAAAAAUCAUUCAAUUAUUUUCUUUUCUUAGAUUGGCUCAAAAGCGGCGUUUAUAUAUUUGUCACGAUUUUGAAUAAUACAAAUUAUUGUUUGUUCUUAUAUCGCUUUAAAUAUAUAUCUGCUAUAUAUAUAUAUAUAUAAAAUGUUUAUGUGUGUGUGUAUGUUUUGUAUUUAUGUUGUCUUUGAUUUGAAUAAAAAGGUGUUUAAUUCGCUUGAUCUUCUUGAUCUCUUCAGCAAUAUACUCAAAAAAUCUUUAAUAUUCCAAAUCGGGUUUCGGUUAUUUGUGUGUUGUUUGUUGGUUUUUGUUAUAUAUAUUUGAAAUAUCUUCUUGCGGCUGUAUAAAUGUUUUUUUUUGUAUUUUGCAAUUUUUUCAAAUAUUUUUUUCUUGCUUUUUCUUGUUGUUUAAUAAAAAAAUAUGAAUUUUAUUUUCACUGCUGCAUGCAACAUGCGCACGGCUUAUUCUUUUUAUCCCUUUGUUUUAUCUGUUUAAUAAUCGUA
Drosophila sulfurigaster albostrigata is the source of this 1475-nucleotide messenger RNA. RefSeq names its product essential MCU regulator, mitochondrial (gene EMRE). NCBI's taxonomy places the organism in Eukaryota, Metazoa, Arthropoda, Insecta, Diptera, Drosophilidae. Bases 88 to 372 code for a protein of 94 amino acids. The record is from RefSeq and is a predicted model, not a curated record. The transcript has a single exon. Gene Ontology annotation, biological process: mitochondrial calcium ion homeostasis; calcium import into the mitochondrion. Gene Ontology annotation, cellular component: uniplex complex; mitochondrial inner membrane.